Hippocampus comes (tiger tail seahorse) is the source of this 5925-nucleotide messenger RNA. Its product is annotated as BAH and coiled-coil domain-containing protein 1-like. Lineage: Eukaryota; Metazoa; Chordata; Actinopteri; Syngnathiformes; Syngnathidae. The transcript has 23 exons. The record is from RefSeq and is a predicted model, not a curated record. The coding region runs from base 1 to 5925 and encodes 1974 amino acids.
AUGAACGGUGCUUCCUUUAUGGGUUCCUUCCUGUCCAGCAGUUUGGGGUCGCCGCCUUCCCACCCGGCUCACCCCUCAGGACCAGUUUCCUCCCCAUCCUCUCCCUCGUACCGGACCGGACCCCAUUCGAACGCCUCCCCUAUCUGGUUCCCUCACUCACAUGAAGGGUACCCCAGCUAUUCAGGAAGCCUCGCCUCCCCUUUUCUUCCCAUGAGUCCCUUGGAUCACCAUAACAACAGUCUGUACGGACAGCACCGCUUCUAUGAAACUCAAAAAGAUCACUUCUACCUGAGAGGCCUUCCGACUCAGCCCCCUCUGCUCUCCACCAACCUCCCCCCGCUUGCCAGAACCGCUUCCGGCCUCCCGCUCGGCUCCUGCAGCCGAGAGACGGACGGCGGCGGCGGCAAGAGCGCCAGGGACGCGGGCGAGAAAGCGAUGACGUCCUUAUCGAAGGAGAAAGAAAGAUCCAGCAGCAAAGAGCGCCAGCAGCAGGAAAAUAAAGACAAACAUCAGCUUCAUCAUCACCCGGCGACUGCCGCCGCUCCAUCAAGCUUCCAUCAUAAAGCCUACCCGCAGCCCUCCCAUGCUGCUCCCUUGCUUCACCUCGCUCCACAGAGCAGGGAGGAGGAUUCCAGACACCUUCCGGAGCGUCACAAGGAGCACAGAGACGGCGACAGCCAGGGAGGGAAACAUACGAGUGCCUGUAAACUUUCCGGUGUUUCUGGUACGGAGGCCGUCUCCAGUGAAAGGGGGAGCACGUUAAGCAGCUGUAGUGGGGGCGGAGCGGGUCGAACCCCUUCUGGAGGCAGUCGGCGUUGCCAUAAAGAACCCAUCAACGGGGAUAUGAGGAUCAGUGACUCGUCAAUCGCUUCCUCGGAAUGUAUAAGAAGAGGUGCGGCCGCGGCCAUCUUGGCCCCUCCGCGCUCCGUGGCCUCCUACUCCAUGCCUCCGCCUCCUCCGCCACCCCCAACUCAUACCUUGCACAUGGGCUCAGCAGUGGUCGGAAGCUGGCUUCACCCGCAUCACCAUCCCCACCCGGAGUUUUACUGCCCCCCGGCGCCGAUGACCAUCGUACCCUCCAAAGAUCCACUUUCCGCGGGGUCCAGCCGGGAGGCAAAAGUCAUCGGCGCGACGUUUGUCCCUUCCGUGGGGCCGCUGGGAAAUCUGGCAACCCCCGAGUGUCACGGGGCCGGAAGCGGCGGUAAAAAGGGAGAGGACAAGAACGGCGACGGCUCUCACGAAAGUCCCGCCCAUCACCUCGGUCGCCUUAGCGGUUGCCAGAAGAAAGACAAAUCCCAAACACAUUUGCAGCAGCAGCUGGGAUACGGCAAGGCCGACAAACCGCCCGACUGGAGCCCACAAACGCAGCACUUCCAAAAACACAACGCCACUGCGAGCUCUCUGCCCGAGCUGCGAUCCUGCAGCCUGGAAACGGCCUCGUCCCUCAGAGACGUGGAGAUCGUGGACGACGUUUACCGGCCAUCGCAUCCGCCGGACGCCCAGGGGACGUACCUUGGGGCCGGACGCUGGUCUGCAUCCAAAAGUGGCUCUCCGCCUUUCAGGGACUGCUCUCAAUCUGGAUCCCAAUCUGAUGGAAAAGUGGGCUCGGCGGUUCAGAGGGAGGGACAAAAGGUCGCUCGGAUACGACACCAGCAGCACAGCAGCCACGGUACCGACGAAAAGGGACGAGAUGGCCUGCCGGCAACACCUUGGGGAGCUCGAAAAGGACCGCAGGACGACCCGAGGAAAGACUCCCGUCACGCGUCUGCGAGCAACAGUGAAAUACGAGGACUCUGUGCCGCAGCCUCCACCAAAGACAACAACAACCAGUCCACUUCUCUAGCGCAGAACACAGGAGGAGAGGGCAGCGCCAUGAAGAAUUUAAUGAACUACAGCUCCCAGCAGCCUUUGCUGCUGCCCCAGCGGAGCCCCUUUGGAGGCUUGGGCUGCCUCAAGCAGGGUGGGGAGAGAUUAGAGAAGGGGGAAAGGGGCGGAGGCAAAAACAGCUCCUUACAAGACCCACCCAAACAGUCGCUCCCUCCCCGCCGAGGUUCCUCGAACGAGGGAGAGAAGGGCGACAAAGGCGGGAGGGAGGCCGGGGAGGCGGGAGAGGGGGGGGUAAGGCAGCCUCCGGUGGGCAUCGCCGUCGCGGUGGCCAGGCCCCCCCAUCGUUCUCCAGACAACACCCCUGGACUCGGCAGACAGGGCAGAGUGCUGCCCAGCAUGAAAGGGGUGUCCCGACCAAUGUAUCCGCUUGGCCGGGAGGCGGAGGAGAGGAAGAGGAUGACGGAGGAUCAGCUCAGCCUUCAUCACCUGGACAGGGACAGAGAAUUGCUGAUUAGGGACAGCAAGGAGCGCAUGGAGUUUGCCCGGAUCCACCCUUCAAGUAGUUGCCACGGUGACCUGACCUCUCACCUCUUGGUGCCUGGAGGCGCCAGCCAGUUGGGGGCAGACCCCACCGCUCACGCUCACCACCACUGGAUGCAGAGAACAGGAAGUCCUUCGCUCUGGAUGGGACAUUCAUAUAGUUUGAACCACGUGGGGAUGAGUGCCAGUUUCCCCCCAGGUUUACCCAGCCCUCUGCAGCCCGUGCUUGGCUCACUCACCCAAGACCCCAGCUCCCCACUGAUGGUCCUUCCGACAGAGCCUGGGCCUCAUCAUCACCUUGACGUUUUGGAGCAAUCGGGUCUGUGGCCUCCCGUCUACGGCGCCCGCGGGCCCCCUCCCCACCUGCAGCAUCACCCCGUCUACUCCCGCUCCUCAUUCCUACGGCAACAGGAGCUCUACGCCCUGCAACAGCAACGGGCCAUGGAGCAUCUGCAACGCCAUUCCUUGGGACAGCGGAAACACGACGAGCACGCCUCUCCGUUCGAAGACUCUCCUCCGAUAUCGAGAGCCUCGUCGUCGUCCUCUUCCACGUCCUCUCAUGUGGCCAAACCCUUCUCGCACACGCCUCCGCCGCCAAAGACGUCCGCCCCGUCGCCGGGGCUGUGUCCCAGUAGUCGUCAGUCACCGUGCUACCAUUCCCCCUCCAGGCGAACGCACCCGCCCAAUCCCCUGACCCCCGCCCCCAGCCCGGCUGCGGCGGCCCCUCGCUCGCCAGCGCUCAGCCCUGCGCCAUCGCUCUUACCCAAAGGCCUGGAGAGGACCAGCGACAGAGGAGAGGGGCAGCCACCUCAGGACUACCCGCAAUCCCUGGAGCCCGACUUGCCACCCGUUUACGCUUUGCCUCCGCUGUCCAUGGGUUUCAAGGCCGGGCCCUCGCCGCCCGAAGCCCGCUUGGCUGAGCAAGACUCGCAGGAAGCGCAGCCGGCGGAGCCUGACUCAAAGUCUUUCCAGCUUCUUCCCCGCAUCUCGCCACUCACUAAAGAUGAGACCAGGAGGGAAGAGGAAGAGGCGGAGGACGCAGAGGAGCGAGACUGUGAAGUGGUGGAAUCCCACAGUGGACCCGCGCAAGGAAAGGGGGAGGAAAGUCAAGGGGGGGAUGGAUGCUCUGUUCCGGAGCAUGAAAAGACCACUUCUGGCCUGCUGCCUUGCCCUUCCCCAUCUUCUGUCCCGGAUCCAACCGGCCCUGCCACGGCUGCUAGCGGAGCCCUGAAGCAAGCGGAGAUCUCCAAAAACGAUGAGGUUGAGAAGGAAGAGCUCGGAGGAGAAAAAAUGGAGUGUGAACCAACAGACUGUGGUGUCCUGGAAGAUCCUGCAGAGGAUAGAAAAGAGGAGGAGGAAGAGUCUAAUCAACAUGAAGAAUUGGUCGCCGACGGUGAAGAAGAGACGCAGAUUGAAAGGAGUCCAGAAGAGCUGGAAAAAUCCCGCUCUCCUACUCCGUCCGCGGACGGGCCCGCGCCUCCUUCCGUGAGCACGGCGGCCCAGCAGCAAGGCGCCUACACGUGGAGCCUGGAGCUUCUCAUUGCCGCCGCCUUGUGCGCCACCCGAGAUGCCUUGCGCACACCCGCCCCCGCAGCCAGGGCUCCGAGUCCCCUGGUCCACCACGGUAUGGAGAUCCUGGGAGAACUGGCUGAGCUGGAGAUUCAGCAGAGGAGUCUGGAGAGCAAAGAGAACCAAGAUGAAGGUGAGCGGGUGCUGACCUUCGACCUGCACAGUCUGGCAACUCUGGCGGCCGCCCGGGCCUUGGAGAUGGGGGGAGGGGCUCCUCACGGCGGAGUCCAGCGACGAUGUCAAAUUCGGGAACGGCUGAAUUUGCGCAGGAAGUGCAGCUGGGCGCCUCGCCAUGAGCCGGUGUGUCCAGUAAAGGGCUCCAUGGAGACGAUGGGAGGGGAGGAGCUGGCCAUGCGUGUCCAGCUGGCUGAGCUACAGCGCCGCUACAAAGAGAAACAGAGAGAAUUGGCCAAGCUUCAGAGGAAACACGACCACCAGAAAGAGGAGACGUCUCGCAGCCCUGCCCGCAGGGGGCCGGGACGGCCCCGCAAGCGCAAGUCCACCCCCGGCGCGCCGGCUCCAGACGCCUCCAAAAGACUCAGGGCUGCUGUUAAUUUACAGGAUGAAGAAAGAGUGCGGAAGAAGCAUGACUUCAGCAGCCUGAGCGCCGCGCAGUUGAAAGCGGGCUGCAAGCACAGAGGUCGGCCCAGCGCCCUGAGUUCCGGGCUGGCCAGACGGGUGGGCCAGAUGAAGCAGAAGGCCGACGCCCAGCGCGCCGCACCCUCGGCGGGCGCGCCGCACUGCCGGGCGGAAGAGGGGCCAAAGAGUCAUUGUGGACACGGAGGAACAGACUCUCAGCAGGAACGGGACGCCGCUCACAGCGUGAAGAGAAAAAGGGGGCGGAAACCCAAGGCAUUGAUGAGCCCCGACCCAAACCAAAUGCCGAGCUCGAACCGUGCCUCGGACAAGCAGGAAGUCAGGGAAAGGAGUGACAGCGAGAGCUCGGGACAUGAGGAUGAGGAGGACUGCAGCUGCAACAGUGAUGAGGCAGCCAAUGACAUCAGGAUUAGCUCAUCUUCCAAAGAAGCGCCGCCAAACUCCGCCGGCUCCUUUUCGGCCCCGUCAUCGAGGCUCCACUCAAACCAGAAACGCGAUACGAAGAAAGCGGGACCUCCAGGGACUCUGGCCAUCCCGGAGCAAAUCAAGGCCCACAGGAAGCAGUGCCCGGACAACUGCAAAAGCGAACAGCACGCUUCGAAAAGAGCUUCUCUUCCCGACUGGGCGGCAUCUUCAAUGGGCUGCGGUUUUGCGGAUGGGCGGGUGGGCCAUGGAGCUCUGCUGGAAGAGAACAGGAAGAUCAAGGAAGCGACGAGGAGAGACUCGGCUGUGCACAGUCACCUGGCGAAGGUCCCGGGUCACGGGGUCAGCCGACUCCUGCAGAGCUUCACGGCCGACGAUGGCUUUCACCUGGAUGAGGAGAGCAGCUUCUCUGAGGAGGAAGAGGAGGAGGAGGAGGAAGAUGCGGACGAGGGGAGCCCACAGACGACGGUGCACCUUCCUCCCAAAAUGCCUUGCAAAAUACCCGCUCUGCCCAACUGUGUGCUCAGUAAAGAGAUGCUCGUUGACGGCCUGAAGAUUUUGAUAUCCAAGGAGGACGAGUUGCUCUACGCCGCCCUUGUCCAAACUCUGGACCUGCCUGAUAUAUUUAGUGUUGUCAUAGAAGGGGAGCGCGGGAAUCGCCCCCGGAUCUAUUCACUGGAGCAAAUCCUACAAGAAGCUGUUCUGGAUGUGCGGCCCCAGACUGAGGCCAUCCUAAUGGCCGGGACGCGAGUGUGUGCCUACUGGAGCGAGCGCUCACGUUGUCUUUAUCCCGGUUAUGUCCACCGAGGGGGCGCAGGUGAAGAGAAGGAGGGAAGCGUGAUGGUGGAGUUUGACGACGGCGACAGAGGACGGAUUACGCUGGCUAACAUCAGACUUCUGCCGCCUGGAUACCAAAUCUGCUGUAAGUGGAAAAAUGUACAGGGGGGGGGGGAAUCAACAAGCCUUUAG